UUCUCUCUUCGUCGCUUUACCAAGAAACCAACGAGCGGACAAGAUGGACGGGCGGUUCCACGCAGCGCAGGACGCAGUCGUCAAGGUGCUGGUCCUCGGCGACGCGGCCACGGGCAAGACCAGCAUCAUCAAGCGCUACGUGCACAACGUCUUCUCGGACCAGCACAAGACCACGAUCGGGGUCGACUUUGCGCUCAAGCCCGUGACGGUCCAGAACACGACGCUCCGCGUCCAGCUCUGGGACAUUGCCGGGCAGGAGCACUUCCGCGCCUUGAACCGCGUCUACUACAAGGACGCGCUUGGCGCGCUCGUCGUCUACGACAUGUCGCGCCCCGAUACGUUCGAGUCGGCGCUCAAGUGGAAGAAGGAGAUUGAUACCAAGGUGGAGCUGCCCAACAAGAAGCCAUUGCCCGUGAUCCUCUGCGGCAACAAGUGCGACGUGGCGGGCGAGAUCGACCGCGCCUUCUUGGAUGGCUUUUGCGAGACAAAUGGCUUUGCGGGCUGGUUUGAGACCUCGGCGAAAGAGAACAUCCACAUUGACGAGGCCAACAAGGCGCUCGUGGCGGCGAUUCUGGCCCAUCGCGACGUCUUUGAGAAGAAGCAGGAGCCGCGUCGCGACACGGUGCGCCCGACCGCCGAGGCCUUCCACGCGCGCAACAACAACAACGAUAGCUCGUGGUCGUGCUGCAGCAGCUUGUGAGCAGGAAGAUGGGCGAGGAUGUAAUAACGGCGAUGAAUUUUGACUUUAUU
Messenger RNA from Saprolegnia parasitica CBS 223.65, 750 nucleotides. RefSeq lists its product as hypothetical. Lineage: Eukaryota; Oomycota; Saprolegniomycetes; Saprolegniales; Saprolegniaceae. The record is from RefSeq and is a predicted model, not a curated record. Gene Ontology annotation, biological process: vesicle-mediated transport. Bases 44 to 700 code for a protein of 218 amino acids. Gene Ontology annotation, cellular component: trans-Golgi network; vesicle; Golgi apparatus. Gene Ontology annotation, molecular function: GTPase activity; GTP binding. The transcript is spliced from 4 exons.